AUGGGAGCCGGAACGCCCAAUCAUUGGGAAUGGAUCUAUACCACAUCAGCCUUUCGCUGGAAUAGACGUUCGACACUUGUUGUACAAAUAACCAAGAAUGAUCCACGCCAUGCAGGCGGGGAGAUCUCGGAUAUAUACAAUGGGGCACCCAUUGCCAAGGUGCCGACGCCAAUCCCCCCAAUAAAUCGACCAGCCACGAUUGUAGCAUAA
This is a messenger RNA of Aspergillus luchuensis, 210 nucleotides long. RefSeq lists its product as uncharacterized. The record is from RefSeq and is a predicted model, not a curated record. Lineage: Eukaryota; Fungi; Ascomycota; Eurotiomycetes; Eurotiales; Aspergillaceae. Bases 1 to 210 code for a protein of 69 amino acids. The transcript has 2 exons.